AUGUCGGUCCAGUUUCAAAAGGAACAGGUGCGAACGCAGGCACCAAUGGCGCCAAAUGGACGCGAUGAGAGUACUGCGCACAAGAUUGGUGAAGCUCUGACCGGUGGAAAGCAACAGACUGGAUAUCUUGCCGCCUACCUCAAACAACUUCAAUCCAAUCCUUUGCGCACAAAGAUGUUGACCUCGGCCACAUUGUCUGCGCUGCAAGAGCUGUUAGCGUCAUGGCUUGCUCAUGAUCGAAGCAAACAUGGCCAUUACUUCAGUUCAAGAAUCCCCAAGAUGGCGGCCUAUGGCGCAUUCAUCAGCGCCCCCAUGGGCCAUGUCCUUAUUGGAUUUCUUCAAUGGAUCUUCGCCGGUCGCACCUCUUUGAAGGCCAAGAUUCUCCAGAUCCUGACCAGCAAUCUGGUGAUUGCGCCGAUCCAAAAUACCGUCUAUCUAGCCUCGAUGGCUGUCAUUGCCGGCGCACGUACCUGGCACCAAGUCCGUGCCACUAUCCGUGCCGGUUUCAUGCCAGUGAUGAGAGUCAGCUGGAUUACAUCUCCUCUGGCUUUGGCCUUUGCCCAGAAAUUCCUCCCCGAACAAACGUGGGUUCCGUUCUUCAAUUUCAUCGCAUUCUGCAUCGGUACCUAUAUCAACACUCACACUAAGAAGAAGAGGCUUGCUGCAUUGAGGAAGAAGCACUACGGUGAUGGAAAAAGCUCGUCCGGCCGUCCUGACGAGAGAUUUUAA
This is a messenger RNA of Rhinocladiella mackenziei CBS 650.93, 729 nucleotides long. RefSeq lists its product as uncharacterized. The coding region runs from base 1 to 729 and encodes 242 amino acids. Gene Ontology annotation, cellular component: cytoplasm; membrane. NCBI's taxonomy places the organism in Eukaryota, Fungi, Ascomycota, Eurotiomycetes, Chaetothyriales, Herpotrichiellaceae. The transcript is spliced from 4 exons. The record is from RefSeq and is a predicted model, not a curated record.